Messenger RNA from Amoebophrya sp. A25, 226 nucleotides. The record is from the annotation of a GenBank genome assembly. Lineage: Eukaryota; Dinophyceae; Syndiniales; Amoebophryaceae.
GCUGUCGCUAUUUAUAGACAAGCAAAGCGUAGACCGUCUGGUAAUGGACUCUAACAUCAGCAACAGCUGGAAGAUGAGGAGGAGGGUAUGCCCUCUGACGGAGAUUCGGACUGCUUAUCAGAUCGGGAUGUCGCUUUCAUCGAUGACGACGCGGCAGAAGAGUUUGGAGGAGCAAAGAAGUUAUGGCUGCGAGUGACAGACCAGGGAUUUCUUGGAUAGAGUAGAG